AUGUCAACCUCAAUGAAAAAGGUGGCGCUUGAGUUGAAACACAAACUAAAACAUCCAGGUGCAGCUCCUCGCGCUCGCAAGCCCAUUAGAUUCCUCCAGGAAGCCGAGCUACGAUUUGAGCAGGUCAACGACCGCUACUACAACACGUACGGCGGGAUGGUUGUAGCAACUAUCAAAUGUGUGGUCGUCGGUGACGGUGCAGUUGGAAAGACAUGCUUACUGAUUUCCUACACGACCAACAAAUUCCCCUCGGAAUAUGUCCCUACGGUGUUUGACAAUUAUGCAGUCACUGUUAUGAUCGGUGACGAGCCGUACACCCUGGGAUUGUUCGACACGGCCGGCCAAGAGGAUUACGAUCGACUUCGACCUCUAUCAUAUCCCCAAACCGAUGUCUUUCUGGUUUGCUUUUCCGUCACUUCUCCGGCAUCCUUCGAAAACGUGCGCGAGAAAUGGUUCCCCGAAGUCCACCACCAUUGUCCCGGGGUCCCUUGCUUGAUCGUCGGAACUCAAACCGAUCUAAGAGAUGAUCCGUCGGUCCGCGAGAAGCUUGCCAAGCAGAAGAUGCAGCCUGUCCGCAAGGAAGACGGAGAAAGGAUGGCCAAGGAUCUGGGAGCGGUCAAAUACGUCGAGUGCAGUGCCCUGACGCAGUACAAGUUGAAGGACGUCUUUGACGAGGCCAUUGUGGCUGCUCUAGAACCACCGCCCAAGAAGAGUAGUAAAAAGUGCGUCAUUCUGUGA
This is a messenger RNA of Exophiala spinifera, 738 nucleotides long. RefSeq names its product cell division control protein 42. The coding region runs from base 1 to 738 and encodes 245 amino acids. The transcript has 3 exons. Gene Ontology annotation, molecular function: GTP binding; GTPase activity. The record is from RefSeq and is a predicted model, not a curated record. Gene Ontology annotation, biological process: small GTPase-mediated signal transduction. Lineage: Eukaryota; Fungi; Ascomycota; Eurotiomycetes; Chaetothyriales; Herpotrichiellaceae.